This is a messenger RNA of Bemisia tabaci, 2386 nucleotides long. Its product is annotated as sister chromatid cohesion protein DCC1. Gene Ontology annotation, biological process: mitotic sister chromatid cohesion; maintenance of mitotic sister chromatid cohesion. The record is from RefSeq and is a predicted model, not a curated record. NCBI's taxonomy places the organism in Eukaryota, Metazoa, Arthropoda, Insecta, Hemiptera, Aleyrodidae. Gene Ontology annotation, cellular component: chromosome, centromeric region; Ctf18 RFC-like complex; chromatin.
AGGUUAGGUUUUCCAUAUUUUCCCUCGUUUUUUGUUUUUUCUUCCUCUCACCAGCAUUAAUUUUGCUCUGCUUUUACAGUACGGAAAUCGAUUUUCUAGUUUUAAAAGUGAAGCUUCAAGAAGUACUCUGUGAUCGAUUGUUAUCUUUUCCUAAUUACUCUAAUUGUAACCAUCGAAAAACGUUCUACAAGACAAGAUUUCAGUGCUGCCUUUGGUGAUCAUGGAUGUCGAUGAUCAUUAUGAUCGAACACUUAAUGAUGUUAAGACUGUAAUUACUCAUGCCAAACUCGAGGAGGACGAUUUACAUCCUGUCUCUCAAAACAUAUAUUUUGGCACUCGAUUUGAGAAUUUCAAAUUUCUAGAAUUGAACAAUACAGUAUUGGAACAUUUGGAGGUUGGGCAAAGAGUCGUAUUUCGUGGAGAAGAGGAUGACAGAGCCGUCUUGUGCACUGAAUCUCAAACAUAUGAAGUGAAAGAAGCAGAGACUUCCAACUCUAUGCUCCUAGUACCUAAUUUGCGAUGGCCAGAAGACAUGCUGCCAAGUGUAAAUGACGAUCGAAUGCUAGAGAGACGAGAAAUUGUUGGUAUUCACUAUAGUUACUAUGAACUCAGGGUUUGCAAGCCUCGUCUGAAGAAAUUGAGACGCAUUCUUCAAGAAAGUGCGUAUCGAGGAUCAGAGUUGGAAAGUGAACUCCAAGAAUCCAAUGUCAAAUUUUAUACAAGCGAUGAUUUGGAAACGAUUCAGGCCAGCAAAGAAGAACUAAAGGAUGCACUGAAUGUGAUCGACGCUGUGUGUUUAAAUGGUUAUUGGCGAGUACUAGACUUUGACUACCACUAUAGGAUCCUUUCAUUAUUCUUGGAUUUGAUCAACUCAAAUUCUUGGUCCAUAGAAUCCAUCCCAGCAGCAGAGGUCCUCUCAGAAUUGAAAGACUUGAUCCCAGAGUUGAUUUUGCAACAUUUAGUCAAAAUAUACACAGAUCCAGUAGAAAAUUCUGACAGUGGAUCCAUGGUGAAGUUAAAAGCAGACAAGGUGUGUCGAUUUUUAGCGGAAGCAUUGCUGAGGUCACUCAACCGGUUCAAUCUCAAAGAUUUCCUCAAGGCGUGGCAAGACAGUGUCCCUGAAGGCUUAAAAGUUGAUGUAAAACAGUUAGAGGGGCUGGCAUUAAUUGACUCUGACACCAAGCCUCCGAUAAUUUCGCUGUAUCCAGAAUCUGAUCUCCCAGAGGAGAUUCAACCAAGAAUCGAAGAAUUGUUCACUGUCAGGGAGAAGUGGACUUUUGAUCAAAUUAAGCCUUAUGUUGAACCUCUAGCCACAGCACAGCUGAAUGUGAAUGCCUUACUUACCAAGUAUGCACGACCUUUCUUCGUUCAGAAUGUCAAGCAUUACUGUGCUCGUCAUAAGAAAUGACUCUAUUUCAUGAGCCUCUCUCCAAUGUUCCUGUAAUACCAAUAUUUACAUUUCUGCAUCAGUCUUAAGUGGUUUUUUAAGAGUACAAAAUUACUGCCCAUCUCUCCUCACAGGUAGAAAAUAUUCUUUUUUUCCGUAAAAUUAUUUAUGCAGAAUCAACCCUCAGUUCAUUUCAGCAAUCUUUAUAGUAAAAAAUUUCAGGAAAAAUGUUGUGGUGCAUUCUUGUCAUAACUGAAUCAUCACACAUGAUGAACAUUCUUCGGCAAAGAGAAUCCAAGGUGAAAUAAUCAUGAGUAGUAAUCACAAUUUCAGCGUAAAACCUUUGUCUAAAAUAAUGUGAAGCUCGGAUCUCUAUUUGACUUGUGUCAAUUCCAGCCUGUUCCAUUUUUGCACUAAUCAAGUCGCUUGUAUAAUUUGCACAAAAUGACAUCAUCAAGGAAAUCCUGUGAGUAAAACUGCACUCUAUGUACUCAAAAAGCCUAACAAACCUGAUGAUUUUCUAAUAUUACAUCCGCAUGGAAUUGGAUCAGAUGUAAUGAGAAAGAUCAACAAAGUACAUAAGAGGAAAAGAUUUUGCUCCUGCUUAAAAAAAAGGCCUCUUCGUAGAAGAACAGUAGGAGUGAAAACGGUGAAUGAAGUUUCCUCAUAGGAGUUCUCCGAGUCAUGAAACACCUUUUGCAUUUUUUACAUCAUUCUAUUCUAUCAAGAGGCAGACUGACCGUCUAGUUUCAGUUUUCUAUGUAUAUUUGUUUGUUCAAACUGAACUAAAAUUGGUCAUGAACUUUUAUUCAGUUUCUGCUGUUUUUAUUUUAAGUAUUCAAGUUCUUGAAUUGCUCGUACAUAAUAUGACCAGUAUCAGUGUGUAACUGAUUUCCAGUUUCCUUUCUUAUCUCAUUUUAUUAGCGGAAAACCGAAAAAAAAUUCCAUCGCAGUUUCGCGAGCUUAUUUUUAAUCCUCUUGAAAAGACUUUUACCAAAA